UGCAAUUUCAAUUCAGGCUUUUGUUCGAGGCUUUUUUGUGAGGAAGGAAAUGCAUUUAGCCAAGGCACGGCAACAAAGAGACGAAGAGCGGAAAUGCAUCAAAGCCGCUGAAUCAUCUACUCUGAUUCAGUCACAAUGGCGAGGGUCUCGUCAACGUUAUAAAUAUAUGCUAUGCAGAGUUGCUGCRAUUUCAAUUCAGGCACUUGUUCGAGGCUAUGUUGUGAGGAAGCAAAUAUAUUUAGACAAGGCAAGACAGCAAAGAGAGGAAGCUCUGAAGACCGAAGAGCUGAAAUACUGGAAAGCAACUGAAUCAUCCCUUAUGAUUCAGUCCAACUGGCGAGGUUCUUUGAGACGCACUGAAUUCAUGACUUUUAAAGUUGCUGCAAUUUCUAUUCAGGCGCUUGUUCGAGGUUUUGUUGUGAGGAAAGAAAUCCAUUUAGACAAGGCAAGACAACAAAGAAUGGAAGAGCUAAAAUACAAGGAAUACAAUGAAUCAUCUAUUUUGAUUCAGUCACAUUGGCGCGCUUCACAACGGCGCAGUGGAUAUAUGCAGUAUAAGGUUGCCGCGAUAAUGAUUCAAGCUAGUGCUCGUGGUGCUUUUAUUCGGACACAAUAUAAAUAUAAAUCCAAUCGAGGUUCCAUCAUUUUCAUUCAAAAAAUGGUCAGAGCGCAUCUUUGUCGGAAACACCUCUACGAGCUUCAUGCUGCAGCUAUCCAGAUUCAGCGUGUUUGGAAAGGGAACGUAGCAGUCCGAAUGUAUCGCAAAGUGACCGAAUCAACCACGAUGAUCCAAUCGCAAUGGCGAGCAUCAAAAACCCGGGGUGAAUUUGCUGCGAUGAUUAUCCAAGCCAUGACACGUGGUGCUCAAGUUCGUUCGCAAUGGCGUUUUGUCCGGAUGCUGUCAAAAAGGAAGAAGAUCUUCAACGUGUCAGCAAGAAGGAUCCAGGUUGCGUUCAUUCUUUGGAGGAUGAACAUUGCGCUGUGGGAAGUGAAAUCAUUGGCCGUUUUAUUGAAGAGAGGUAUCCGUGGGCAACUAGCGCGUUCUGUUAUUCACUAUGCACUAAUACAUAUGAAUUCUUUACGCAAUUCAAUGAYUAUUGAAUCAUUCGACCGAGUCCUCAGGAAUAAAGAUACAUACCGAGGCAUAUCAGGGAUGAUUGCAUGGCAUACGGCUGUGUCCGAUAUUAGGACAUCGGCUUCGAUUUUGAUCCAGAGCUAUGUAAGAACAUUUAUGACAAGAAAUCAAGUAAUGGAGGAAUUUGGAUUCGUAUUUGACAAAAGAUUUGUCUACGAAACACCAACGGCAAUCAGUGAACACGCUGCUAUUGCCAUCCAACAAAGUUUCCGUGAAUGGCUGAAAUUGCGAAGUUCUUCUGCGGUUUUGAUUCAGAAGUCUGCUCGAGGGUGGAUUUCCUGGAUUACAUACAAUAAUGUUAUACUGCCAGCACAUCACGAAUCGAGGGCGAUGGCUGCMACAAAGAUCCAAACUAUUCAUCGUUAUCGWAAGCAAAGGUAUCGGUUCACUCUUCGAAAGGGAGCCAUUGUUCAGAUCCAAACGGUCUGGCGUGGCUUCCAAGCCCGAAAAUUAYUAAAAAACUAYGAAGCCCAGCGCUGUCUUAUGCUAAAGGCUUUCGCAAUUUUGAAACUCCAGGCCCUGUAUCGAGCACGAAAACAAAGGGUUAGAUUUCUUGUCCAAAGGAAAGGAUCAUUAAAGAUUCAGAAUUUUUGGCGUAGAGUUUUCACACGCAAAUCGUUCAUCAAAUGGAAAACUGCAGCUGGCAUAAUUCAGAUGACCUAUAGGUACUACAGGCAGCGCAAGGCGCAUCAGUACAUGCUGGUUUCCUGCGUUGUCAAAGUUCAAAGUCUGGCCAGAAAAUUAACCGCGCGAAGGAUGUUUUUGGAAAGGCGACGUAUGUUCGAGAUUCAGGCAGAGCUAUCUCUGAACCAUUUUUUGGAACAAACAAGGGAUGUGAGUGCCUCGAUCGCAGAAGACUUGCUAACAAACUCCGACUCAAUGACCAACGGACCGUGCAUGAGAAGGCUGGCAGAUCGCGUCAAUGACACCCUGAGAGAAGCAAAAUUGGCUUCCGAUGAAGUCGUUCCCGACUUUGUCCACCGAUUCAGAGCCGUUAUUCCUCUUCCGUCUACGGCUCGAAAACCCGCGUCACCGGCUCUGUUGCGUUCCAAAUCGACCGACACGGACACCCCUGUCCGAGGCAACAGGGCAGUCCCAAACAAGGCWGCACCAGAAACCAAGAUCGASCAUACGAGUACUAGCUCCAAGCCGGUGUCUCCUGUUGCCUCGAGCUCCGGCGGRCGAAACGUGUUCAGGACUGCCGGCGGGGCAGGAAAUGUCCUUGCAAAUCACGAAUUCGAACUCUUGCGCGAGAGGACCACCCGGAAGAACCGGGYYGACGCAUCCCUGCCACAACGCACACCGAAACCGGCGUCCCCGGAUCGGAACGGCCGGGCAUCGUCCUUGUUUGGCCGAGAAGAAAAGCCGGGAGUCCCGGGGGGCGAUCCCCACCACGGGCGUGCCUCCAGCGAGGAGAGCGGCCCGGACGAUUUCGGCGAGAGGUCGAACAUGCCGUCGCCGAUUCGAUCGAAGGAGACCGAGCCCGGCUGGGACUGGUCGUCGUCGUGGUGAGAAAGGCAGAACUCGUACGAGCAAAGGCCCCCUGCACAACUAAAGAAUAACACUAUAACAAAAUACCGACAACGAG
Molecule: messenger RNA, 2723 nt
Organism: Pseudo-nitzschia multistriata
Lineage: Eukaryota; Bacillariophyta; Bacillariophyceae; Bacillariales; Bacillariaceae
Source: the annotation of a GenBank genome assembly